AAUCUUUUGAAACGCUCAUACAACAACACGCGGAGAAAGGAAAAGAUUUCAUAUUGGCUAGAGUGACAACGGCCGAUUCAUUGGAUGAAUCGAAAACUUAUCAAUCUUACUAUUCGGCACAUCACAUCAAUAAGGUGUUGUUCAGGACGCAGCCAGAGCAAGGACUAUUACACCGAAUGAAGGCAAAGAACCCCUUGAACAAUAUGAAUAUCAUUGGUGACGUGCACUAUUACGUGGUCAAAGCCGAAUCCGUUAUACUGACGCAACAAUCGUUCGCCAAAUCUUCGGCACUGUCGAUUUCAUCACAUAAAACGCUGCAUCUCAACGGUGAUGGCAUUACGAUGGCCGAAAUAUCGGCAACUUCUGCGCUUGAGAAAUCCGACAGAGACUUCCUUAUUAAGGUAGGGGAGGAUAGUAACGAGUCUUUAAAUAGAGUAGGCGGGUCUCGCCCUUCAUCACCUUCCACAAGGCAGUUUGACCAACAAUCGCCCAACGGAAUCGCUCUUCGAAAAAUGGAAAAUGCCUUGGAAAGAGAACGAAGAUGGUCAUCGGGCGAUUUAUUACAACAGCCACAAAUGGUAUUUAUACCAGAAUAUUCUCAGAAAGUCAGGAGACAUCAAUCGAUGAUUUUUCCAAAUUCUUCAUCGAGUAUAUUGAAUUCGAGAAAGACGGAUACGAGAAUUUCACCUUCAAACAUAAUUAAUGCUGAAUCUAUACAGUCGCGGGAAGACAAAGAUUCCAUUAUUAUGAGAAAUGAGCCUGAUACUACCAAUACGACGACACUCGAAAAGCCAUGCAAGCCAAAUCAAGAGUUAAAACCAAUAUGUAAAGCAAUAUUUUAUGCGACAGAUGACGACUUUCUUAUGAAGUCGCAAGUACGACAGUACUUCAAAACAAAUGCAAUGGACCCUUUGGACUCUCAAUUAUUCUCCAUAAACACGGCAACACAGAUUUCGAAUGCCACCGGGGCAUUAGGUCUAAUAUCACAAAACUUCGAUGAUUCUCUUGCGAAUGAACAAAGGAUCAAAAUGGCUGGUAUUAAUGUAUAUGAUAUUUGGAAUUUUAUUGAUAAAGUUUGUGGUCAGUGCAACCUAUGUUUAUCUCAUGGCAUUCUUGUUGAUGUUAUGUCUGUUUCUGGUGUUUUGCGUUGGGAGCGGGGUGUGCUUUUUGGAAAGGUGAUGGAUUUGGAUCGUGAAAUA
Molecule: messenger RNA, 1199 nt
Organism: Acaulospora morrowiae
Lineage: Eukaryota; Fungi; Glomeromycota; Glomeromycetes; Diversisporales; Acaulosporaceae
Source: the annotation of a GenBank genome assembly